AUGAAACAGCCGCGUGGCGGCGGCAGUAGUGACGAGACCCAACAGCAGCCAUUUCGACCGAUAUUCCCACGAGCACAACAUCAAUCUUGGCGGUCUUUUAUCGGCUACACAAGAUGUCCGAAGACAGGGCUGUUGAGGAGGUGCCGACAGCAAGCCAAUAGGUGGAAGGAUGGCGGUGAAUACAGUGGGAAAUGGAGGUCACGUCUCCACCGGAAAACGACCACAGUGGUCGUCACACCCGCUUCAUCCAGCCUUUACGGUGAUUGUGGUUUCAUCCUUGACUUCGUCGGCGACAGAAGUGAUGGUGGUGCAAGCAACGGUAUCCGGCGGUGGUGUGGUUGA
Molecule: messenger RNA, 342 nt
Organism: Lactuca virosa
Lineage: Eukaryota; Viridiplantae; Streptophyta; Magnoliopsida; Asterales; Asteraceae
Source: the annotation of a GenBank genome assembly